AUGGACGACGGCACCGCUACCACUUUGCGCCCAGCGCCAGCACCCAGCGCGAAGAGACGAGAGUCAGAGGCUGCCUUGUCGACGCCAGAGCCGAGCGAGAAGCGCCCUUUUAAGAAGCGCAAGCGUGCAGCGUCGCCGCCUUGGCAAUUCCCUACGGCGGAGACUACAACCCUGAAGACUGCCGAUGGCCGUCGUGCUUCCGCUCGUGUCAACACGGGAACUCCAGGUGUCAGUGAGGCGGAAGAUAGCAGACCUCGCAGUCUGAGUCAGUCAGCUUCGCGCUCGCGACCGCCAAGUCCGCCAUGGAGGAAGUUUGAGGCUGAAGGUCCCACAUCCAUUCAAGUGGAUGGAAAGCGUAAGAGUGGUCGCGUGAAUAAGGAGUUGUCGGAUGCGCCCAAACGUGUCAGCCCGCGCAGCAAGAAACAGGUUGAUAAGCUGGGGAUGGUGCAGAAUGGAGACAAGAAGCCGGCGAACAAGAAUGCUGCUGGGAACAGCAAGAAGAUUGAGGCAGAGGUCAAGAAGCAGGCUUUGGCCAACGAAUAUGAUCCACUCGAGCGACCAUCGACCUCGUCAGCCAGCGCUAAGAGGAUUGCAGAGCUGCAGGCACAGAUUGCCGCCUUACAACCCACGCGUUCAUUUCCUUCACCUACUCCUGAAGCGAAGCCGGCCCACAAGCGAAAAGCGACCAAAGACGUUCCAAAGGAGUCAAGAUCUGUGUCGCCGCCUGUACAUCGUAAGACGAAGCGAAUGAGCAAUGCAGAUCAGUCGCCGGAGAAGUCGAAGCCAUCUCCUAAGAUCAAGCUGCGUUUCAAUGCCUCGAGAUAUACCGUUCCUGCACCCCAUCCGCAGGCACAGAUACCUUCACCCCCGCACCCUCCGAAGCUCAAUCUUCAUCAACUGAUUGAGCACUUUGAGUUGAAGGAGCUGCAACAGCCUUACAUGGAGAAUGACAGAGGCCCACCUGAUGCGGAUUUCUUCGUGCAACGCGCGGCGAAGCAGGCUGUUGAAGAGGCUGCUAUGCGGCAGAGAUUGUUGAAGGAAGCCCAGCCUGGAGGUGCUCUCAGCAAAGACCACUUGAGCCUGUUCCAGGACGAUCGACAGCCUGAACCGCCGCAGCAGUACAGUCACCAUGACCAUUUGGUAGCUCACGCUCUGUACUUUCGCCAAUUGCAGCAGCGCGAAAAGACUCAGCAUAAGCUUCUUGCCAAAAAGCUUGCCUAUGAAGCUGUUGAGAAGUGGAAGACUAUCCACGGGCCCACCGAGGAAGACAUCCUGGCUGAAGAAAUCAAGACCUUUGAGCUUAUCAAGAAACAGGUCGUGGCGGAUAUGAAAGCCAUGUGGCAGAUGGUUGAACUGCACGUGCAGGAUAGGAAGAAGAGGGAGUGGGAAGCGGAGCAAGAGAAAAUAAGAGCCGAAAAGCUGCAGAAGAAGCUUGAGUACAGCGAGAACUUACUGGCCAAGCAGCGUGGUGAUCUGGAUAGCGACGUGGACAUGGACGAGGACAGCACCGGGGAUGUCGAAGAGCCUGAAGAGAGCGAGGACGACGUUGAGGAGAACAUGACUGAUUCUGAAAGCGGCUCCUCAAAAGCAGACGAAGAUGAAGGCGAAAUGGAUGAAGACGCUUUGGCUGCGUAUCUUGCGCAGAGGCAGGCUGAACCUCCUGACAAAGCCGCAGAGAACGCUGUACAUGAGGAUGACGACGGAGAUGAACGCAUGAACGAUGUCGAAGCUAGCGAGUUGCCGACGCCCAGUAUGGAGAACGACGCCGGUGAAAACCUGGAUGCAACGCCGAAGCCACCGGUUGAAGAUGAAGAGAACGACGUCGAGAAUGACGAUGACACGACUGAGCAUCGAAGACGAAGCAGCAGGCGAGGCCCAGGGUCCGAAUCUGCUUCUCCUACACGCGAAGCGGCUGAGGUGGAAGACCACCUUUCGUCUGACGAAUCUACGGAUAUGGAUUCGGAAGACUACGACUCUGACGAGGACACGAGCAGUACUGGUGAUGAGGCAGAAGGCGGUAACGAUGAUGAUGAAGAUGAUGAAACGGCCACCGAGGACCAGCAGGCAUCUUCCAAACUGCGAACCUCACUCUUAGGCUUUUACACGCCACAAGAACUGUUGCGAGAGAAGGAAGGAGGUCUGCCGACCCCCAUGACCAGUGUAGAGAACGGCGGCGACAACAAUACCGAAAAUGCUCGGUCCGGCUCUGAGGCCAGAUCGGACGACCAGGCGAAUGCUGAGAGCCAUGCUGAUGAAGAUGUGGGAAUGGACAAGAAACCUGACUCAGAGGCAGUCGAUGAACCUUAUGGAAAAUCGCUCGUCCCUACACCAAGUCUGCUGCGCGGCACCCUUCGUUCAUACCAGCAGGCUGGUCUCGACUGGCUAGCGUCACUGUACCGCAAUGGAACAAAUGGCAUUCUCGCAGAUGAAAUGGGUCUUGGCAAGACGAUACAGACCAUUGCCGUUCUGGCGCAUCUGGCAGAAGUGUAUGAAGUCUGGGAAACUCAUUUGGUGAUUGUGCCAACAUCAGUCAUUCUGAACUGGGUCACCGAAUUCCAAAAGUUCUUACCUGGAUUCCGCGUUCUUGGAUACUACGGCACUGCAGAUGAGCGAGCUCACAAGCGCCGUGGCUGGACAAAUGAUCCGCACCAUGAUAACAAAGAGAAACGAGGCUACAACGUUGUCAUAACGAGCUACAAUGUUGCGAUGCAGGACAUCAACGCGAUUCGGGCUGUUCAGUGGCACUAUCUGAUUCUGGACGAGGCGCACAACAUACGCAACUUCAACAGCCAGCGGUGGCAAGUUCUUAUUCGGCUAAGGACCAGAGCACGACUGCUGUUGACGGGCACUCCGUUACAGAACGAUUUGGCGGAACUCUGGUCACUGCUAACAUUCCUCACAGCUGGCGAUGAUGAUCAGUCGCAAGGAGCACUUGAGGAGUUUCUCGGCCAUUGGAAAGAUCCAGUGAAGGAGAUUUUCGACCAGGGUGUCCAGAAGAUCUCCGAAGAAGCUCAACGUGUCGUCGGGCAGCUGCACAUAUCACUGCGCCCAUUCCUUCUGCGCCGCAAGAAGAUCGAGGUCGAGAAAGAUCUUCCCAAAAAGACCGAGAGUGUCGUGGUGUGCAAGCUGAGCAAGCGUCAACGACAGCUGUACCAGGACUACAUGGGCCUGGCAGAGACAAAAGCAACCCUUGCAAAAGGUAGUGGCGUGCAAGCUGGCGCUGUGUUGUUGAGCUUGCGAAGAGUCUGUAACCAUCCAGAUCUGUUCGACCCUCGGCCAAUCCAAACAAGCUACGCAAUGGAGUUCAGUCCACUCGAAGUAUUCGGUGUCAAGGAACAGGUCGUUCGACGACUUCUGGGCGUUGCCGACUCCCUGCCCCAGAAGCUACUUGUUUCCUGUCACGAAGAACGUCGACGCAGCACUCUGCAAAGGUCUCGACGAUUGAAUGCUUCUGCCAUACUGCAACGAGAGGCUCAAACGAUGGAAGAUGCGCUGGGAGACCGUAACCCAGAUCCUUCUACCUUGGCCGGCACCAGAGCACUGCAACGGCUGCGACGACGGGAGGGAAAGCUUCGGCAACUCCGCGCUUGCAUCCAGGUGAGCGAUUCAGCGUUACGCGACACACCUGUGUAUGGAUCCGACCUUCGUGAAGUGGUGACCCUUCACACGGACAGGACCUAUAUUUUCAAGCCUCGCACGCCACCGACGUACACUCAUAUGCAAAGUCGCCUCAGACUUGGACGCAAACCCCUCAGGUUUGAACACAUGAGCGACUGGCAUCUCGCCCAGACGACGCAGUUGCAGCAAGAUGUAGCAACUCUCGAGAGCUACGGGGAAAGACUUCACGAGACUAUCGUGAAGUUCACAUUUGUGCCGCCGGCUGCAACAGUUCCAAUCCUGGACUACGCCAUUCCAAAGGAGACUCAAGAGCUGUUGAGGUCAUCGCCAGCCUAUCCAGUGGAUAGCGACUUUGGUCAUGAGGCUCGUGUCCGCGCCUCGAUUGCUUUCCCUGACAAGCGUCUGUUGAUUUACGACUCGGGCAAGCUACAGCAGCUGGUGCACCUCCUCCGCAAUCUGCAAUCACGCGGCUCACGAAGCUUGAUCUUUACGCAAAUGACAGGUACCCUCAAUGUUCUGGAGCAGUUCCUCAACCUCCUCAACCUACCCUAUCUUCGACUGGACGGAAGCACGCCCGUUGAACGACGGCAGCUGUAUUCGGCCGAGUUCAAUCGACCUGAUUCGAAGUACCAGUGCAUGAUACUGUCGUCUCGCGCUGGAGGCGUGGGUCUGAACUUGACUGGUGCUUCAUCAGUCAUCUUCUACGACCUCGACUGGAAUCCGCAGAUGGACCGUCAAUGCAUGGACCGUGCGCAUCGUAUCGGACAAGUCAGAGAUGUCGAGGUGUACAAGAUGGUAAGCGAGAAGACCGUGGAAGAGAACAUUCUGCGUCGCGCAAAUCAGAAGAGCCUGCUUGAUCAGACCGUCAUUCAAGAGGGCCAGUUCACGACUGAGUACCAACAUCCGAAGAAAGAAGAGGAAGAGGUCGAGGCAGGCGAUGAUGAAGUUGGGGUCGCAAUCGAGCGCUUCCUCGGCGGUGAAGACAAGAACAAGGCCAAAGUGCUCGAAUCGAUCGAAGACAAAGAAGACGUACAAGCAGCACAACAAGCAGCGAAAGAGGACCGGCAGGACGACGUUGACUUCGCAGAUCGAUCGUCGAAGGGAGCGUCCAAGGCUAACACCCCGGGCGUGUUCGGGGCAGACGAAGUCGAUCCCAUUGAAGAGGAGAGAAAUGGCCAUGUCGACAAGUACAUGAUCAAGAGCAUGGAGUAUCUGCUCAAGGACUGGGUGUACGUGCCUCCACCUGUCCGCAAACUGGACAAGCACGGGCGAGAUCCAAGUCACCGGCCAAAGAAGAGGCGGUAG
This is a messenger RNA of Zasmidium cellare ATCC 36951, 4923 nucleotides long. RefSeq lists its product as uncharacterized. The transcript is spliced from 2 exons. Gene Ontology annotation, cellular component: Swr1 complex. The record is from RefSeq and is a predicted model, not a curated record. The coding region runs from base 1 to 4923 and encodes 1640 amino acids. Gene Ontology annotation, molecular function: ATP-dependent chromatin remodeler activity; ATP binding; ATP hydrolysis activity. Lineage: Eukaryota; Fungi; Ascomycota; Dothideomycetes; Mycosphaerellales; Mycosphaerellaceae.